AUGUCGUCUGUGGUUAAAGGAGUCACCGGUGCUGCUAACGAAAAAGCACUGGUAACUCUAAUUAAUGAGACUGGUUAUAAAUUAGUACAAGAAAACGGACAACGAAAAUUCGGCGGUCCUCCCCCAGGAUGGGACGGUCACCCUCCUUCACGAGGAUGUGAAGUAUUCAUCGGAAAAAUACCUCGCGAUAUUUUUGAGGAUGAACUCAUUCCUGUGUUUCAAAAAAUUGGAAAAAUUUACGAGUUUCGAUUAAUGAUGGAUUUUAGUGGUAGCAAUAGGGGGUUUGCAUUUUGCACUUACUGUCACAGGGAGGAUGCAAAACGUGCCAUUAAAGAAUUGAACAAUUACGAAAUCAAGAAAGGAAGAUUCCUCGGCGUGUGCUCCAGUGUCGACAACUGCAGAUUGUUUGUAGGGGGAAUCCCCAAAACAAAAAUGAAGGAGGAAAUUAUGGUAGAAAUGUCCAAGAUAACAGACGGAGUUGUGGAUGUCAUUGUAUACCCAAGUGCCACGGAUAAAACAAAGAACAGGGGAUUUGCUUUCGUGGAGUAUGAAAAUCAUAGGGCGGCGGCCAUGGCAAGGAGAAAGUUGAUUCCCGGGCGGAUUCAGUUGUGGGGUCACAACAUUGCUGUAGACUGGGCAGAGCCAGAACAGGAAAUGGACGAGGACAUCAUGACAACG
Molecule: messenger RNA, 678 nt
Organism: Candidula unifasciata
Lineage: Eukaryota; Metazoa; Mollusca; Gastropoda; Stylommatophora; Geomitridae
Source: the annotation of a GenBank genome assembly